GGAUGGCAUGAGAGUACUUUUUUUUGGUCCCCCUGGAGGCUAAAGUACCUGGCAACCUUUCUGGGUUUGUCCUCAUAAAAGCAGCAGCAGCCAACCUCAUGCCCUGAUCUCCAACAACUUCACCAUAGACUCCAACAGACCGUCUCACAAGCAGCAUGGCUGAUUCUCUUCACAGGCAGGAGGCUCUCCCAGGGCAGGACAUCCCACUGAGAGUCAAACAGCGGGACCAGUGGGCUAACAAAAUGGAGUUUAUCCUAACUGUGGCUGGUGCUAUUAUUGGACUUGGAAAUGUAUGGAGGUUUCCGUAUCUAUGCUACAAGAAUGGCGGAGGUGCAUUCUUUAUCCCUUACAUCCUCUUCCUAGUUACUUGUGGCAUCCCUCUGUUCAUCCUAGAGACUGCUGUUGGUCAGUACACUAGUCAGGGUGGAAUCACAUGUUGGCGGAAACUCUGUCCAUUGUUUGAGGGUAUGGGAUAUGCCAGCCAGGUGAUCAUUCUUUACGGGUCUAUCACCUACAUUGUGAUUCUUGCAUGGGCUUUUCUCUACCUUUUCUCUUCAUUUACUGUUAAUCUACCAUGGGCCAGCUGCAACAACUCUUGGAAUACAGAUACAUGUGUUCUGUUUGAUGGCAAGAACAACUCUGGCAACUGGACAUCUCCCUUGAGUACUUCAUCUGUUGUGGAGUUUUGGCAACGUCGGGUUCUACAGUUAUCAAGCGGCAUGGAAGAUCUUGGAAGUAUACGGUGGGAGCUGGCUUUAUGUCUUCUGCUGGUCUGGGUAAUCUGUUACUUCUGUGUCUGGAAAGGAGUAAAGUCGACAGGGAAGGCAGUUUACUUCACAGUUACAUUCCCCUAUGUGAUGCUGGUGGUACUAUUGAUCAGAGGGGUAACACUACCUGGAGCCAUGGAUGGCAUUUACUACUACAUCUACCCCAAUGUUACUAGACUAGCUGAUCCACAGGUGUGGAUGGAUGCUGGAACCCAAAUAUUUUAUUCCUAUGCCAUUAGCCUAGGAUUUCUGACUUCCCUUGGAAGCUAUAAUAAGUACAACAACAACUGCUAUAAAGACUCCUUCUAUCUGUGCCUGUUGAACAGUGGGACCAGCUUUAUGUCUGGUUUUGCCAUUUUCUCAAUCCUGGGCUACAUGGCUAAAGACCAGAAUGUGGACAUUUCUGUAGUCGCUGAGUCAGGUCCUGGCCUAGUCUUCAUUGUGUACCCACAGGCAGUAACCCUGCUUCCCUUUCCACAGUUCUGGUCAGUGUGUUUCUUCACCAUGAUCAUUCUGCUUGGGGUGGACAGCCAGUUUGUUGGCCUGGAGACUUUGAUGACCUCAGUCACAGAUGUUUUUCCCAUCCUACUAAGAAAACGGUAUCGGAGAGAGGCGUUACUGCUUGUGUUCUGCACUGUCUGCUUCCUACUUGGCCUUUUCAUGGUCACACAGGGUGGCCCCUACAUCCUCCAGCUCUUUGAUCAUUAUGUGUGCAGUGGAGCAACUUUGUUGUUCUUGUCCAUUUGCCAAUCAGUUGCCAUUGGAUGGGUGUAUGGUGCUGAUCGAUUCUGUGACAACAUUGAGGAUAUGAUUGGUUACAAGCCUUCCGCUUUUCUCAAAUACUGUUGGAUGUACAUUACCCCCACUAUAUGCACAGGAACUUUUGUAUUCUCUGUGCUUAAGUACAGUCCUCUGAAAUUCAAUAACAUUUACGUGUAUCCCUGGUGGGCAUAUGGUUUUGGCUGGUUCCUGGCAGUCUCAUCCCUCUCUCUGAUUCCCAUUACUAUGGCUUACAAACUAGCCAAGGGCAAAGGAACUCUCUGGCAACGUCUUCAGACAUUAUGUCACCCAGCAGCCGACCUUCCAAUGCUUCAGAAGGAAAGGAGAAAUAUUUGUAGAAUAGAAAACACAGAAGAUAAGUCCAGCAAUAAUAAUAUAAACACAAUAUAACAUAUAUAGACAUAUAGAAGAUGUUCCCAUAUUACUUCUACUAUACGUCAUCGUACUUUUUAAACUUUUUUUAAGACUCUAUUGUGUGUGUAUUUUCAAGUUUAUUGCCAUUUGUAACAAGUACAGGUAUAUUGGAAUUCUUUGGUCUUGCACCUCGACAAUCCCAAGGGGCUAAACUUCUAAUAUGAUCUACACCUGAAAUAAAACGUCCUUACCUAAAUGGGCUACUAUACUUUUCUACAGUAUAUAUAAAAUUAAUAAGUAUUUGGAAAUGAAAUAAUACUGAAUAAUUCACCUACCAACUGACAACUAAGAAUAACCUAACAAUUUACAUGUGAGUAAAGUAGCUUGUCCACAUGUGUUUGUGUGUGUGUUGCGAAGGGAGUAAAGCAAUAUAUUUAGGCUAUAUAGCCUUAAAUGGAUCGAUCACCUUAUUUUGUUUAUUAUUUUACAUAUAGUGCCGUAUGCCAUGUUUGGUUGAAUAACCUACUGCAAGCUUCUUGAUGUUCAACUGCUUUAGCCAGUUCAAUCAUAUAAUCAUGUACAGU
Molecule: messenger RNA, 2485 nt
Organism: Osmerus eperlanus (European smelt)
Lineage: Eukaryota; Metazoa; Chordata; Actinopteri; Osmeriformes; Osmeridae
Product: sodium- and chloride-dependent GABA transporter 2-like
Exons: 14
Coding region: 156-1937 (593 amino acids)
Biological process (GO): sodium ion transmembrane transport
Cellular component (GO): plasma membrane
Molecular function (GO): gamma-aminobutyric acid:sodium:chloride symporter activity
Source: RefSeq, a predicted model, not a curated record